AUGGCCAGACCAGAACAAGUCCUGGUGCUGGAGCCGCAACAUGAACUGAAAUUCAGAGGACCUUUCACAGAUGUUGUCACCGCCACCUUGAAGCUCACCAACCCCACAGAAAGAAAUGUGUGUUUUAAAGUUAAGACAACGGCGCCUCGCCGUUAUUGCGUUCGCCCCAACAGUGGUAUCAUUGAUGCCGGAACCUCCAUCAAUGUUUCUGUCAUGCUGCAGCCUUUUGACUACGACCCCAAUGAGAAGAGUAAACACAAAUUUAUGGUGCUGUCCAUGCUGGCUCCCUACGACAUGACUGACAUGGAGAGUGUUUGGAAGGAGGCCAAGCCGGAGGAACUGAUGGAUUCAAAGUUGAGAUGUGCCUUCGAGAUGCCUGUCGAAAAUCACAACGUCCAUGAGUCAGAAAGCUACCACACUGUGGUGUCCUCUACCUCUUCUGUUAAGACUGAGCACACCGCAUUGCCAAAGUCAUCCAGCACCUCGCUGGAUGACGGAGAGGUGAAGAAAAUCAUGGACGAGUACAAGCGACUUCAAGUAGAUGUGCAGAGGCAAUGGGAAGAGAACAAACAGAUAAGGGAGAACGACGGCUUGCGAAAGAGAAAAUUGGCAGGGGCUGCACCAAACUCAUCUGUCAUGGCGUCCUUGGCCACAAAGGACGAAGGCCUGAGCAACCGUGUCCUGGCACUCUGCGUUCUCUUCUUUGUCAUCGGAGUCAUCAUCGGCAAGCUGGUCCUGUAG
Molecule: messenger RNA, 741 nt
Organism: Nerophis lumbriciformis (worm pipefish)
Lineage: Eukaryota; Metazoa; Chordata; Actinopteri; Syngnathiformes; Syngnathidae
Source: RefSeq, a predicted model, not a curated record